AUGGCGAACCCGUUCAUCGAGCGACCCCUGGUCGACCGCCUGCUCGCCUCGCCCCUCGCCUUCUUCCUUCACCCCGUACACAUUCUACUCCUCCGUCUGCGCGGUCCUCCUCACCGGCCGUCUCAAUCCAGUCGACCGAUCCGCGUAGUCUGCAUCUCCGACACGCACACCCUCGAAUGGAAGGACGUGCCCGAGGGCGACCUCCUCAUCCACGCCGGCGACUUGAGCAACGAUGGCAGCGUGCGCGAAAUUCAGGCCGCCGUCAACUGGCUCAAGACGCUGCCUCAUGCACACAAGGUCGUCAUCGCAGGCAACCACGACAGCUACUUCGAUCCGCGCUCGCGACUUGACCAAGACCGCGACAAGUCGCUUGCCUCGGUCUCGGCGUCUACAGCGUCGAUACAGUCUAUAGAUGACUUUGAUAGUCAUCGCAUCGACUGGAGCCAGACCGACGCUGACGACAUCCACUACCUACAACAUUCAUCCGUGAGGCUAGCCUUCCCACCCCUGGAACCAGGCCAGUCAGCACGCUCCCUCAAAGUCUACGGCGCGCCCCAGAUCCCGACGCCCAUGGCCAUGGGUCCAGAACACGCAUUCACAUACCCGCCUCAGCAGGACGCAUGGACAGGCACCAUCCCGAUGGAGACCGACAUCCUCGUCACACACACCCCGCCCUACACCCACCGCGACCUCGGCCCCAGCUUCAGCAUCGGCUGUCCCUACCUCCUCAGCGAAGUGUGGCGCGUGCGACCUAUACUGCACGUUUUUGGGCAUGUGCAUUUCGCGCAUGGUUCAGAGCCGGUCUUCUGGGACGAGGCGCAAAGGGCGUGGGAGCGCAUAUCGACGCGGUGCUCGUCGCGUAGUGUGGCUGCUGCUAUUGGUUCAUCUCGUCGUCUGGGCUUUGUGUAUGACUUGCUGACGCCGCAGAACUGGGCUGAUGCGUUGCGCGUCCUGUUUUAUGGGUUUACGGGCAUCGUCUGGUCGCGUGUAUGGGGCGGGGUAGUCAAUCGUGGCGGCUGGUUGGUGAAUGCCGCUGCGAUGUAUAAGGAUACGGGGGUGUUGAGGAACGCGCCUCAAGUUUUUGUCUUGUAA
Molecule: messenger RNA, 1092 nt
Organism: Talaromyces atroroseus
Lineage: Eukaryota; Fungi; Ascomycota; Eurotiomycetes; Eurotiales; Trichocomaceae
Exons: 1
Coding region: 1-1092 (363 amino acids)
Molecular function (GO): hydrolase activity
Source: RefSeq, a predicted model, not a curated record